Thermothelomyces thermophilus ATCC 42464 is the source of this 4056-nucleotide messenger RNA. RefSeq lists its product as uncharacterized. The coding region runs from base 1 to 4056 and encodes 1351 amino acids. Lineage: Eukaryota; Fungi; Ascomycota; Sordariomycetes; Sordariales; Chaetomiaceae. The record is from RefSeq and is a predicted model, not a curated record. Gene Ontology annotation, molecular function: nucleic acid binding; ATP binding. The transcript is spliced from 3 exons.
AUGUUCAACACACGAGAUUCACACGACCCGUAUUACGAUACAGCCAUAUUCUCAAACCCUGCAUUCGAGCCCAAAGGGCCUAGGAGCCCGUUGGUGUCAAAAGACACCGGACACUUCGUCAACGCAGGGUCAACGCUGAGCUCAAGCCCUGCCGCAAGGGUGAGCGCCAGGAAGCGACGGAAUGCCAAAUCUUUGCAAAACGAGUUGCCGUCGGCUUUGGAUACCUCUCCGCAACAUCAGCGGAGUGCAUCUACCCAAGCUAACUCUCCUUCCACGACCCCGGUUGUUCGCGGAAUACCCCUCGUCAGCCUACGCCAGGCCUUGCCAGACAAAUUCCGGGCCAUAUUCCCAUAUGAGCUUUUCAAUGCCGUCCAGUCAAAAUGUUUCGAUACUGUCUACCGCACUAAUGACAACCUUGUGGUUGCCGCCCCCACCGGCAGCGGCAAGACGGCGAUCAUGGAGUUAGCUAUCUGCAAGCUAGCUCUCGACCGAGGAAAUGAGAAUUUUAAAAUCAUAUACCAAGCCCCUACCAAGGCCCUGUGCUCUGAGAGAGCUCGUGACUGGGAAAAGAGGUUUGGCCACAUGAACCUCAAGUGCGCGGAGCUGACCGGAGACACUUCACCAGCCGAGAUGCGGCGCGUCGGUGAUGCUUCUAUCAUCGUUACAACUCCUGAGAAGUGGGACUCCAUCACCCGGAAGUGGCAAGAUCACCGACGACUUCUCCAGAUGGUAGAGCUAUUUCUCAUCGACGAGGUCCAUAUUCUGAAGGACGUUCGUGGCGCGACCCUCGAGGCCGUGGUCUCGCGAAUGAAGGCCAUUGGAGCCAACGUACGGUUCAUUGCCCUCAGUGCAACAGUUCCCAAUUCGGAGGACAUUGCAAGAUGGUUAGGCCGCAACCAUACAAACCAGCAACUCCCCGCCUACCGCGAGGCAUUUGGUGAAGACUUCCGCCCAGUCAAACUGCAAAAGUUUGUCUACGGCUUCGAAAGUACUAGCAAUGAUUUCAUGUUCGACAAGUUUCUCGACCAGAAGCUUCCGGGACUGCUCUCCAAACACGCCGAGCACAAGCCGAUUCUUGUUUUCUGUUUCACUCGGAAAUCGUGCGAAAGCACCGCAGCUAUGUUGGCGGAAUUCGCAGCCGACAGACCGGAACGCGACAAGCUCUGGCCUGUGCCUUCCCAAGGGAUAUCUGUCAUGAGCAGAGAACUGCAGGAAACCAUCGGGUUUGGCGUAGCCUUCCAUCAUGCUGGACUCGAUGCACAAGAUCGGAGCGCCGUCGAACAGGGCUUUCUUACCGGCCAGCUGGGCGUCAUUUGCUGCACCUCCACCUUGGCCGUAGGCAUCAACCUGCCCUGUCACACCGUCGUCCUCAAGGGUACGGUGGGCUUCACAAACGAAAAGCUGGAAGAAUACUCUGAUCUCGAAGUCAUGCAGAUGCUUGGACGCGCGGGUCGACCACAGUUCGAUGACAGCGCGACAGCCAUCAUUCUCACCCGCGGCGCCAACAAAGAGCGGUAUCAGAAAAUGGUGUCGGGACAGGAGAUUUUGGAAAGCACGCUGCACCUGAACUUGAUUGAGCACCUCAACUCCGAGAUCUGUUUGGGAACCAUCCAAGAUCUACCAUCCGCAAAGAGAUGGCUCGGUGGCACCUUUUUGAGUGCGAGACUCAGACGCAAUCCUAGUCACUACCACCUCUCAGGUGGAACCAGAAACCCAUUCCAGAUCGACGACAAACUGGAAGAGAUUUGCGAGCGUGACAUUAGGCAACUUCAGGAAGCGCAACUGGUAACAGACCAAGACACAUUUCGCUGCACCGAGUAUGGACGUGCAAUGUCCAAGUAUAUGGUGGAGUUCCAGACAAUGAAACUUCUCCUGCAAAUUCCUCGCGGUGCUGGGAUGGAGACAUUGGAGCCGGUGACCCAGACGCGACACAAGGUUUCCCUAAUAGUCCAAGCUCAUCUAGGAUGCGUGCAAUACCCUGAUUCUAAUGACGCAGUCAAGCUCAGACGUCAACUCAUGAUUGAGCGGAAGCUGGUUUUCGAACGACUGAGCCGCCUGGUACGAGCUGUCAUUGAUUGCAAGGGAUAUGACCGCGAUUCAGUGGGGACAAAGACAGCCCUUGAACUUGCGCGAGGGCUUGCGGCUGAGUCCUGGGAAGGACGUGCCACCCAGCUUACGCAGGUUCCAAGCAUCGGGCCCGUGGGGAUGAGAAAGCUGGCGAGCAAGGACAUCCACACCGUUCUGCAACUUGCCGACAAGGAUCACGACGAGAUUGAGCGGUUGAUGUCACGCCAGCCGCCCUUCGGCAAGAACCUACAGGCCCAGCUUGACAGGUUUCCCCGCCUACACAUGGAGGCAGCUGUCGUCGGCCAUAAGGUCCAGCGUAGAGCCGAGGAGCCUGUCUUGAUUGAAGUCAAGGCCACUCUCAGAUACCUGAAUCCCAAAGGUCCUCCAAACUGGCUGGGCCGCUCACCAGCUCUAACAUUUCUAGCGGAGACUCACGGCGGAGUCCUGGUGUACUUUUGGCGCGGGAGUAUUAGAAAGCUUGACAAACAGGCGGGCCUCGAACUCAAGUUCUCUGUCGGUUUACGUGAUGUAAAUGAACAAAAUUUUUGUCAUUUCAGCUGUGAGGAAAUAGUCGGAACAAUGGUAUCAACGGCCAUCGAACACAAUAUCCCAGCCUCUGUGUUUCCGUCGCGACAGAUUGCAGAAAACAGAGGGCUCGAUCGGCGGAGGGACAAAGACUCCCAGGACUACCUUGAUAAUGACGGAAUCGACGACUCGGACCUCAUCCUAGUCGCUGAACAAGCGGUGGUCCACGCCUCAAAUACACAUGGAGCUGGGGGCAAUUCUCGGGUGGUUUCGGACGAUUAUUCAUUGGUUGAGGAGCUGGCUGUGCAGAGUUACUCAAAAGAGGCAGACAAGUUCAACGACCAUCUGGCGGGCUGCAAUAAUGAAGACGGCAGCAAUUCGUCACAGAUGGUUAACUCAGAGGCCGUUCGGUUGCCGAACGGCAAAUGGCGUUGCAAUCAUCCCUGUAGCGGAAACGCCCCCACGAGAUCUGGCAAGCCAUGCAGCCACCGAUGCUGCAGAGAGGGCCUGGACAAGCCCAGCAAACUUGGGCCGCAGCGGCAAAAGAGGAAGAGACAGGAGUCCGCCGUAGAUGGCGGGGACGAGCCAAAUAGGAACCGGUCUUCCCGAAACCGCCCACCGCAGCAAGCAGAGGUGAUGGCACGCAUAUCAGCAGGUCCAAAGGCUAAACGCCCAAAUGUCGAGGGGAAGGUUGAGGGGACGCCACAAAUGUGUCAACUGGGUCCCAGUCCGCCGCUCAAGAGCUCUUCCAGGGAGCCAAUGAACGACUGGAGCGACGUGGAUCUUGACGAUAUGGACAUAGAUUACAUCGACCUCUCCUUCAUGGACGAUGGUAAUGAAGAGGACAUUCUCAAAACGGCAACUACCAUGUCUCCGCCCAAUAUGGGGGGUCACACUCUGGGGACUCGGGUGAGCGCUACCGACCCUGGCGCUCAGAGCUCAAGCCGAGGCGAUGGUCAACUGGUCGUGGCGAUACCCUUGAAGGAAAAUGACGACAUAGGCAACUCAUGUCUGGAGAGUUGCGAUUAUUAUUUCCAACCGGGCGGUCUCUCUCCGAACAACUGCACGGUGGCGCAAGCUGAAGCAAGGGCAUUCAAGUCCGGGGCUAACGAUGAAGUGCUCUGCGAAGAGCUGUCAAACAAGUCGUCCGAGGCAACUACCAGCUUUUCAGAGCGCAAUAGUCACAGGGACACGGGAGCAACACCUUCAGGAGAAACUAAAUCCGGGCAUCCGGGUUCUUCCGUCUCCGUUGACCUUCCAGAGAUGACCUUGGAACAGUCUCCUGGUAGUUCUGCAGCAGCUGAACCAACCAGGUCCCUCAUCGUUAGAGAUGCAGCCGAGGCAGCUACGGGCGAUGGAAGCUCAAAGGGGCGACCUGCUAAGAGAGUUGACGAGCCUGACUGGGUCGCCGAAUUUGAUCCUGAGUUUGUUGACAUGUUCAGGGGUUAUGUCACGUUUGUAUGA